This is a messenger RNA of Eruca vesicaria subsp. sativa (arugula), 531 nucleotides long. Lineage: Eukaryota; Viridiplantae; Streptophyta; Magnoliopsida; Brassicales; Brassicaceae. The record is from the annotation of a GenBank genome assembly.
AUGCAGACCUCAUUCAGUGAGCCAAGGCUUUUGAUUCACUGGUCCACGACCACCAGCCCAUCAAAAAGGUGCUUUGGGAAACAUCCAAUCAUUGCUUUCUGUCACACUGACUAUCUCAUGAGGUUUGUUGACAUUGGUAUCCCCGCCAACAAGAAGGGAAAGCACAGCUUUGGUUGUCUUUUUCUGGCUUCUUGCUCGCAUGGUCCUUCAUAUCCGUGGAACCAUUCGUCCUGCACAGAAGUGGGAUGUCAUGCAAAGACUGUGUGGCUUACUCUAUACAUUGCUGUGCUGGUACAUGUUGACAUGUUCUUCUACAGGGAACCCGAGGAGGCUAAGCCAGAGGAUGAGGAAGAAGUUGCACCUCUACUCCUGAGUAUGGAGGUGGAGACCACUGCUGCAAUCCCUGAUGCUGCAUGGCCAGGAGAAGCUCAGGCACCAAUCUCUGCUGCUCCUGUCGCUGGUUCAUGGAACGAUUCAAGCGUUGCUCCAGCAGCAGAAGGUGGAGGGGACCCGGCUGUGCCACCGCAGUGA